This is a messenger RNA of Lodderomyces elongisporus, 948 nucleotides long. RefSeq lists its product as uncharacterized. Bases 1 to 948 code for a protein of 315 amino acids. The transcript has a single exon. The record is from RefSeq and is a predicted model, not a curated record. NCBI's taxonomy places the organism in Eukaryota, Fungi, Ascomycota, Pichiomycetes, Serinales, Debaryomycetaceae.
AUGGGAUCCUCUGCGUCUAAACAGUCGGGUAGGAUUUUGUCCAAGACGGCAUCAGAGAACUUGACAAAGCCAAUCCAUCGUACAAAUGCAAACCCCUUGCUUCAUCAGCACCAGCAGCACCCGCAGCAGCACCAGCAGCAAGUACCUCAAACGCAAUCACUGCUUCGCAAUGAACUGCAUCAUCUUAACACAUCAUAUCCUCUAAAUGGAGCAAAUUCUGAAGGCACUGCACCAACACAUGUUGAAGACAAGCAGCCUGAAACUGCAUUUGGUGCCAACACUUCAACAUCCUUUGACCCUGCGUACUUGCAUAAAAAACUCAACUCACCACAAGUGCAACUUCCGCAACUGCAACAAAUACCUCAAGAAACAGUACCAGAAGGUAAGGACGGCGGCGAUCCACAUGAGCUAGGAACUUCAACUUACGAGCCAAGCUUUAUUGACUCUAUUAACAAGUUGGGUAAACAAAUCAAGACACACGAACACAAACUAUCAAAGUCCGAUUUAAAUGCUCUUGCUGUGCGGCAGUUAAGAUCCAGAAAGGCUCAGUAUGAUAUGGGUGAAAAGGAAGUGAAGGCACAAAUGGGUCAAUCUGCUAAUCACCUACACAAUCUGCAGCAUGAAUUGCAAAAAACUAUGGUUCAUCCGCAAACUUUGACGGCAAUUUUGAGGGACUUGAAGGAUCCAAAAGUUGAUAACGGUACCAUUAUUGGAGACUACCAACUCAAACCAACCUUCUUAGCUGAACUUGGCUCUAUAUAUAGUGUUCCUACGAAUGUGGUUCCGGUUGAGGAUGAGACAAAGCCAGAUGAAGUUGGACACAAGGUUCAGGUCCCGAAGGAGAGGAAAAUGACUGAUGAUAUCGAGGAUGGCGCACCAGAUGGACCGGAAAGAGUAAAUAAAGAGACUUUUGACAAACUCAAGAAGAGAUUGAGCAUAGAUGAUUAG